AUGGAGAAUUUUGGCUUUGGCGUCCGUUAUUAUGUUUCUUACUACAAAGUUGCCCUCCGGAAAAGCGGUCCCUGCAGCCAAACCAACGGGGUCAGCGGCCGAGGCACGCCCUGCCCGGGUUUCAAGAAAGCCACCGGUCCCGAAAGCACCCACUCGAGCGAAGCCGGCAGCGAAGACGACGGCAGCGGACGCCGUAAGAGCUGGAUCGGAGGCCUCGUCAGCAGCCGCGACAACAGAGAAAGGAAAGAAGGCGGCAGGGGAGAAAGCCAGCGCGGCAACCUAGGCCCAAACUAA
Molecule: messenger RNA, 294 nt
Organism: Grosmannia clavigera kw1407
Lineage: Eukaryota; Fungi; Ascomycota; Sordariomycetes; Ophiostomatales; Ophiostomataceae
Exons: 2
Coding region: 1-294 (97 amino acids)
Source: RefSeq, a predicted model, not a curated record